GAAGCCAAAUGCGCGGAGAGCCAUGUUGAUAUCGUAAGUUCUCCUUUACUGCACCUACCCAUCAUCGUUAUAUGCGCGCGGGAUCAGCUUCUGGGACCUCUUAGAACGGACAUUCGAGUCGAGGAGCUAUCCAUGGACAUCAAGCUGGAACGGAUGCGUGUGAACGAAGCUCUGAACGCGCGAGACGCGGUUGUCCGACGGUUCGCAGAAGCAUGUGUCUCAGUCCGCGAGAAGAACACGAUAAUCCAGAAUUUGAAGCGCGAAAGGAACGAUCUGGAGAGACAGCUCGCGAUGGUAAACGGUCGGAAUGCAAUGCUGGCGGCAGAGAACCCGAACACGUCCACGAGGGCCCUGGAGGAGAGGAAGAACGCGAAGAUCGCCCUGGAGGUCGCACGUCUGUCAGAUAUAUGCAAGAAUUUCCAGCAUGAGAUCAGGAUGCUGCGUAUCCACAUCGAGACGAGCGGGAAGGAAGGCGAUCCGAUGCCGGAGAGCAUAGAGAACAUACAUCAGCAUUCGAGACGUGAAUGGCAGACGUGUCUGCACAGAAUACUUCUGCAUGCACAGGAUCUCGCCGCGGCCGCUGCUACCCGCCGGGAUGCCCCCUCUGUAUCCCCGAGACCUGCAUCACCCCUUCCUCUUAGCCCGAUCGUCUUUACAAGCCCAAAGAGUCCUGAAGUGCUCGCUCCCGAUCUUCAGAUGCAGGCGCUCACCCUCGAGGAUCAUGAACAAAGAGUAGCCACAGCUAUGGCCGCUCCGGAUCCCAUAGAACGAAUACAAGCGAGGAACGCGGAACUGGCUGCCUUGCCUCUGCCCGCCGACAUUCCUCCUGAUGUCUUGCGACCGAUCACCAUCCCUUCGCCGUUCACUCUGCAUGAAUUCCUUGGGGCCACGCCCGUCCUGCUUCGUACUCAGCUUGGCAAUUACCGCGUCUUCCAACAGACCACGACGUAUUGGUGCCCUGAACGCGAAGAGCAUGGUUACUUCCUGACACCCAUUUAUAAAUGCAACACCAAUCCUCGUGUUAGCACAGCGCACCGCUGGGCAGUCGUGGACAUGGCACCGAAGCUGAAUAGGCACACCGAGUGCUUCUACAAUAAGGACGGCAAAUGGUACUACGCUGGGAUCUACCAGGCCUUCUGGCUUGACGAGCUGACUCCAGCCGAGUGGGAGAAUCUCUCAAACGAGGUACAGCCUCCUAGCCCACAUAUACUCCUUUCUUUGACUCUCCCCGCUUUUUCGAAGACUACGCAAGCCUUGGUCAAGGAGACCCUCGCCGGGCGGAAGAACACCUCACCGCAAAACGUCUACGAGACCGGACAGCUGUAUAUCGCCGGCGCGCUCAAGGUCGCGUGCAUCGGGCUGCAAUGUAUCGGUUUCAACAACAACCUAUACCGCAUGCUUCUAGAACACGCGGCCAAGUGCGCGCAAACCGGCAAGUGGAGGGCGACGCCCGUGAUCGCAGGACCGACGUGGGGUGCGGGCGCCGCUGCAAAUGUGAAUGUGAAUGCGCUGCAAGUCUCUCCGGUUCUGGCUGGCUCCGCUGUGUCUUAUGCAAUUGAAGGCUCGGAAGGUUCUGCUGGCGACUUCGAACCAAAGGCCUAGGUGGUAUGUUUCAAUCUCGGCUUCAUUCUGGACUGUUGGACACUCUGGCAAGACCUGAUUCUGUUAUGAACUAUUCAAUGAAUGUCAUCCAUGGAUUCCCAUCAGGCAAUUUCAUCUGUCUACCCUCAUGUUGUCCAUCCCUCCUGUUUGUCCCUUCU
This is a messenger RNA of Laetiporus sulphureus 93-53, 1760 nucleotides long. RefSeq lists its product as uncharacterized. NCBI's taxonomy places the organism in Eukaryota, Fungi, Basidiomycota, Agaricomycetes, Polyporales, Laetiporaceae. The record is from RefSeq and is a predicted model, not a curated record. Bases 133 to 1602 code for a protein of 489 amino acids. The transcript is spliced from 6 exons.